Protopolystoma xenopodis is the source of this 510-nucleotide messenger RNA. Lineage: Eukaryota; Metazoa; Platyhelminthes; Monogenea; Polystomatidea; Polystomatidae. The record is from the annotation of a GenBank genome assembly.
AUGCCUUCAAUAGACGACUGUAUUUCCGGUAGGUCCCUAUUGUCCUGUUUGCUUUUGCUCUGUCUACGUUUCCUCUCUUCACACGACCGAUGCCGCUUGGCUGUCGUCUGUAGAACAGACAAUCUGGCCAUACCGGCUGAUCUACUUUUCACUCUGGCCGCCCCGUCCUGUCUUUGUCUACCGGCAGCAUCAAUUGCCCACCCCUCUCCUAUUCGUCUACGGCUUGCCUCUACUUUUCGUGUGCUUGUUCACCGCUCGUUGGCAGGCUUUAGUGCAUCCCUUGGUCCUAUUUGUCAGAGCGACCCCGAUGAACGCACUUUAUCCAGCGUCGUUACGUUGACUUGGUACAUUCCCAGACGUUUUGCCGGCGCCUUGGUCGACUUCUGUUGGGUUGUGCCUUGUAGGUAUCUGUUACACGACAGACGAGAGUUUGGCAACGGUUCAUCAAGUAGGCAGCACGGUGCCGUGAAGCAUGUGGUGCUCUCUCAACGAUACACCAAACAAGCAUAA